AUGCAGUUUUCAAGCAACACCGAUCGAAGAAAUCAUCGUCUCCACAAGACUAAAAUAAGAGCAACUCAUACUUUACAGUUCUAUUCUAAGCCGCCGAUUGACAAUAUCUCGCUAGAAGAUUUCGAAAGAUUUGCUAUCGAUCGAUUGAAAGUACUGAAAGGAAUAGAAAAUGCUCUCCUUCGUUAUCAAAAGAAUUCACCUGAAUAUGAACGAGAAAUGACGAAAUUAUACAAAGCUUUUCUACCUAACGUCGCUCGACAGGAGCUAGAUAAUGCGGACGUCAUUAAUCAGGAAAUCAGAAAGGAUCAUAUUUCUCAUUUUAUUCUCAGACUCGCGUAUUGCAGAUCAGAGAAUUUGCGUCGUUGGUUCUUAAUGCAUGAAAUGGAAUUAUUCAAAUAUCGAUUCAAUCAAGAAAGUGCUGGUGGGAUCGACAGUUUUUUGAAAGCCAACAAUCUGGAAUAUACACCGAUUCCAGAAAAUGAAAAAAUGUCCAUUAGGACAGAAUUAAUCCACAGUAAUCCAAUGCAGAAUGGAGCAGCUGUAGAAAGCAAAGAUUAUUAUAAGGUGCCUUUUACCGAAGCUUUAGACCUCGUGAAGCUAAGAAAAAUUUAUUUAAAGAAUGUGGGUAUCCAUUUACUGUUCUCUGCUCUUGUACAGCAUAUCCUAAAUAACGGGCAAGCAUACGUUCCUCGAGACGACCUAGUCACAAUUGUUAUUAGCGUUUUUCGUGCUAAUUUAUCCCACGCCUUAGCAAUGGCCUCUAAAGCUCUGCCAUUCCUUGAAGAAGAUGAUAGAAUACUACCAAAGUUAAGCAAUUUGAGUCGUCAAUAUAUAGGUAAAGAUUAUAGUGCACAACCUUCUCUAAGUGGACAAGUAGUGGCUGGAGAUAUUGACGGACUAUCUGCAAAGUCUUUUCCUUUAUGCAUGAAACAACUACAUGAAUCACUCCGAGAAAAUCACCAUUUAACUCAUGGUGGCAGGAUGCAGUAUGGCCUAUUUUUAAAAGGUAUCGGUUUAUCACUGGAAGAAGCAUUACGAUUUUGGCGAGAGGAGUUUACAAAAGGCCCAAAUAUAGAUGCUGACAAGUUUGACAAACAAUAUGCAUAUAAUAUACGACACAAUUAUGGUAAAGAAGGAAAACGUACAAACUAUACCCCAUACAGCUGUAUGAAGAUAAUUAUGUCCAAUCCUCCUGGACCUCGCGAUUAUCAUGGUUGCCCCUUUAGGCAUACCGAUCCGGAUUUAUUAAGACAACGUUUACUGUCGAAUGGUUUAUCUAGUGAGGGUGCGAAAGAGAUAACCGAAUUAGCUAAAGGUUCUCAUUACCAAUUAGCCUGUGUUCGAUACUACGAAUUAGUCCAUAAUGUUUCGGACGCUGGAUUUUCUAUUAAUCAUCCUAAUGAAUAUUUUGAAGAAAGUCAACGUGUACAAGGAGCAAAUCGGCCAAACACCCGCUUUGCAGCUAGGCGCAUAAAUACGACUACAAACACGUCGGAAACUGAAACCAAAUCAGUUACGAAAGAUGAAGAUAUAUUAUCGAAAACUGCCGAUUCCCUUGAUGAUGAAAUCGAUGAAUUCCUAUCUAAUUCAUUGGGUGAAAUUACUGAAUAA
This is a messenger RNA of Trichoplax adhaerens, 1611 nucleotides long. RefSeq lists its product as uncharacterized. Gene Ontology annotation, biological process: DNA replication, synthesis of primer. Gene Ontology annotation, cellular component: alpha DNA polymerase:primase complex. The record is from RefSeq and is a predicted model, not a curated record. Bases 1 to 1611 code for a protein of 536 amino acids. NCBI's taxonomy places the organism in Eukaryota, Metazoa, Placozoa, Uniplacotomia, Trichoplacea, Trichoplacidae. The transcript has 18 exons.